Molecule: messenger RNA, 2057 nt
Organism: Sinocyclocheilus rhinocerous
Lineage: Eukaryota; Metazoa; Chordata; Actinopteri; Cypriniformes; Cyprinidae
Product: tetratricopeptide repeat protein 13
Exons: 19
Molecular function (GO): protein binding
Source: RefSeq, a predicted model, not a curated record
AUGGUUUUUGGUCCCUCAGAGUCAGCUAUCCUGCAGUUGGAGGAUCCGGACUGUGAAGAGGGGAGCAACCCGCCCUGCGAGUCCAUCUUUUCACUCAAUGCAGAGAAAAUCCUUAAUCAGGCAAAGUUGUUUGUCGAACAGCGUCGGUUUCCUUUCGCUGUGGAAAACCAAAAUACCAAUGAAGAACUUGCCAUUGGCUAUGUUCUCAUUGGAAAUGGCCUGAAUGAUGAAGCUAUCAAGCACUUCUCAUUACUGCUACAGGGAGAUCCUGAGCUGGUCAGUGCCAUCUAUGGACGGGGAAUAGCCUACGGCAAAAAGAGUCUGCAGGACAUAAAGAAUGCAGACUUGGCUCUGUAUGAGUUGAGCAGAGUUAUUGCACUGGAGCCCAGCAGACCAGAAGUAUACGAGCAGAGGGCCGAGAUUCUGUCUCCUCUGGGCCGCAUCAGUGAAGCUCUGUCUGAUCUGACUAAAGCCAUACAACUGCAGCCUUCAGCCCGACUCUACAGACACAGAGGAACACUGCUCUUCAUAUCAGAGGAUUAUAUGGCAGCCAUGGAGGAUUUCCAGCAGUCUCUAGAGCUGAAGAAGAACCAGCCCAUCGCUAUGCUCUAUAAAGGCCUGACCUUCUUCCACAGGGGCCUCCUUAAGGAGGCUAUAGAGGUGUUUAAAGAAGCUCUCAAAUUGAAGUCAGACUUCAUAGAUGCAUAUAAAAGCUUGGGUCAGGCUUACAGGGAGUUGGGUGAUUUUGAGAAUGCUAUGGAGAGCUUCCAGAAAGCUCUGUUACUGGAUCAGAACCACAUCCAGUCUCUCCAGCUCAGAGGAAUGAUGCUGUACCAUCACGGCAGCCUGCAGGAGGCCAUUGGCAACUUUAAGAGAUGUCUGCAGCUGGAGCCCUAUAAUGAAGUGUGUCAGUACAUGAAGGGUCUCAGUCACGUGGCCAUGGGCCAGUUCUACGAGGGCAUUAAAGCUCAGACUAAAGUCAUGCUCAACGACCCUCUCUUGGGACAGAAAGCCAGCUCCGAGUAUCUCAAAGUCAAAUAUCUCAGAGAAUACUCCCGUUAUCUACACUCUCAUCUGGAUGUACCUGUUGCGGAGUAUAAUGUUGAUCAGGAUUUGCCUGGAAACUUUAAAAACCACUGGGCAAAAAAUCUUCCCUUCCUCAUCGAGGAUUAUGAAGAACAGCCUGGACUUCAGCCUCAUAUUAAAGAUGUUCUACCUCAGAACUUUGACAGUUACUCUGCUGAAGUCCAGAAGCUGAUCUGUACAGCGGAUCGCCUCGGCGCACUGAUGCAGUACGACACUUUAGGGUUCUUACCAAACCUCAGAGUACACCGAGCGAUGGGCUUGGCCACCAUAGAGGUGAUGCAGGCCAUGCAGCGCACCUGGAGUAACUCGAAGGUUCGAGUCAACGGAAAGACCAGACAGCUGCAGUGGAGAGACAUGUUUGACAUCGCAGUGAAAUGGAGAAGGAUUGCAGAUCCAGACCAGCCUGUGCUGUGGUUGGAUCAGAUGCCUGCCAGGAGUCUUAGCAGAGGAUUUAACAACCACAUUAACCUCAUCAGAGGCCAGAUCAUUAAUAUCAGAUAUCUGCAGUAUUUCAGUAGUAUUCUCAGCUUUGUGAAGGAAAGAAUACUGGUUUAUCAUGGGGCGUAUAACCCGCGGGUGCUUCAGGAAGUAAAGCAGGCUCUGGAAAAUGUGAAUAAAGUGGAGGAUCUGCUGCCCAUCAUGAAGCAGUUCAACAGUAAAACCAGAGACGGCUUCACAGUCAACUCUAAAGUGCCCAGUCUGAAGGAUCCUGGGAAAGAAUACGACGGAUUCACCAUCACCAUCACCGGAGAUCGAGUGGGGAACAUGCUGUUUUCAGUAGAGACUCAGACCACAGAUGAGAGGACGCAGCAGUAUCAGUCAGAAAUUGAAGCGCUCUAUAAAGAUCUCACUGCCAAAGGCAAAACACUGAUGCUCUCUACUGAACUCGGGGACGCAGAUGCUGUGUGUAAUUUAAUUCUUUCUCUGGUGUAUUACUUCUGUAACCUCAUGCCACUCUCCAGAGGCUCCAG